AAUGUCGACGCGAAAAAAGGUUUUAAUCCAUUAGUCAGAAAGUCUGGCGUUCUUUGUUGUUGGAAAAUCGCAAUUGGAGUCUGCAAAAGCGGGAUUUGGCGUACGGAGUGCGACACGAGCGAGAUUAUGUAAAUGCAUCACCUGGAACGGCGACUGCAACACCAGACCAGAGCUGCUCUACCUAGCCAAUCACACAGACACGGUGGCGUUGGCGUUGGCGUUGACGACACAAAGUGAAACCAGCGCAGCAGAGAGCAGAGAGGGGAAAGUCAGCGUCAGCAGCACCCAAAACACGCACACGACAAACACAAAAGUAGGAGGAGAAUCUCUGAGAACCGAACUGUAAACAGAGGGAAGAACAGAAAGCUGUCGGAAUGGACAAUUGCGACCAGGACGCAGGCUUCCGGCUGGGCCACAUCAAGGAGGAGGUCAAGCCGGACAUCUCGCAGCUGAAUGACAGCAAUAACAGCAGCUUUUCGCCCAAAGCGGAGAGCCCAGGCCCCUUUUUGCAGAACAUGUCCAUGGUGCACGUGAUGCCAUCGGGCAACAGCAGCGAAAAUCAGGGCCAAAUGGCACAGGCGUCCGCGGGCGGGGCCUCAGCCCAACAGCAGUAUCCGCCGAACCACCCGCUAAGCGGCUCUAAGCACCUGUGCUCCAUCUGUGGCGACCGGGCCAGUGGAAAGCACUACGGCGUCUACAGCUGUGAGGGCUGCAAAGGCUUCUUCAAGCGCACGGUGCGAAAGGAUCUCACAUACGCAUGCCGCGAGAACCGCAACUGCAUCAUCGAUAAGCGCCAGCGGAACCGCUGCCAGUACUGCCGCUACCAGAAGUGUCUAUCCUGCGGCAUGAAGCGCGAGGCUGUGCAAGAGGAGCGGCAGCGCGGCGCCCGCAGUGCAGCGGGCAGGCUAAGUGCUGGUGGCGGAUCUGUCGGUGGUGGCAGCGUCGGCUCUGGCAGUGGCGGUGGCGGAGGAAGCGGCGGCAGUGUGGGCGGCAACGGAGCGGACGAGUUCAUGGCCAACAACGUCUCCCGAGACUUCACCAUUGAGCGGCUACUGGAUGCCGAGCAGCGGGCGGAAGCACAAAGCGGCGAUCGGGCUCUGGCCUUCCUGCGGGUGGGCCCCAACUCGACCGUGCAGCCGGACUACAAGGGGGCCGUGUCGGCCCUGUGCCAGGUGGUGAACAAACAGCUCUACCAGAUGGUGGAGUACGCUCGCCUCAUGCCGCACUUUGCACAGCUGCCGCUGGAUGACCAGGUGAUCCUGCUGAAGGCUGCUUGGAACGAGCUGUUGAUCGCCAACGUGGCCUGGUGCAGUAUUGUGUCGCUGGACGAUGCCAUGGCCACCGGCAUGGGCCACGACAGCGCCUUCGAACGGCGAUCGCCGGUGCUGCAACCGCAACAGCUGUUUCUCAACCAGAGCUUCUCCUACCAUCGCAACAGCGCCAUCAAGGCGGGCGUCUCCACUAUCUUCGAUCGCAUCCUCUCCGAGCUGAGCGUAAAGAUGAAGCGCCUCAACCUUGACCGCCGCGAGCUGGCUUGCCUCAAGGCCAUCAUCCUGUACAACCCGGACAUGCGCGGCAUUAAGAACCGCGCCGAGAUCGAGAUUUGCCGUGAGAAGGUCUACGCCUGCCUGGACGAGCACUGCCGCGUCGAGCAUCCCGGCGACGAUGGCCGCUUUGCCCAGCUUCUGCUGCGCCUGCCCGCGCUGCGCUCCAUCAGUCUGAAGUGUCUCGAUCAUCUCUUUUUCUUCCGCAUCAUCAGCGAUCGGCCACUGGAGGAGCUCUUUAUCGAGCAGCUCGAGUCGCAGCCCCCUCCCGGCCUCACGCUGAAGCCCGAAUGAGCGGCGUGCUGCCCAUCGAAUGUUUCAUUGUGAUUGCGUUGUUUGCAUUUCUCCCUCCUGGUCCUGAUCCUCCUGUUACCUUCGAUCCAAUCCUCCCUCCCUCCCUCCCCUCUUAAUAUUACGCAAA
Drosophila persimilis is the source of this 1965-nucleotide messenger RNA. RefSeq names its product protein ultraspiracle (gene usp). Gene Ontology annotation, molecular function: nuclear receptor activity; nuclear steroid receptor activity; RNA polymerase II cis-regulatory region sequence-specific DNA binding. The record is from RefSeq and is a predicted model, not a curated record. Gene Ontology annotation, cellular component: activator ecdysone receptor complex; nucleus. The transcript has a single exon. Gene Ontology annotation, biological process: anatomical structure development; cell differentiation; positive regulation of transcription by RNA polymerase II. The coding region runs from base 375 to 1838 and encodes 487 amino acids. Lineage: Eukaryota; Metazoa; Arthropoda; Insecta; Diptera; Drosophilidae.